AUGUUGCGGAGCAUCUUCGCCAUAUGCCUAGCCAUCCAAUCGUUUGAUACGGCGAAAGCGAUAUCACUUGCGAAAAGAGAUGUUCCGGCUGUGGUGGCACUAGAUGUUGGGCGCAAUCAUGUAACAGAUCCCGCGGGCAGAGAUCUUAGAAGGAAAAGGAGUAUGACCCUCAGCCAAACACUUGACAAUGAGGAAACACUGUACUAUUGCAAUGUCACGUUAGGGACGCCCGCGCAGAGUUUACGUUUGACACUGGACACUGGCAGCAGCGAUCUGUGGUGUAAUACUGCCAAUUCCACCUACUGUACUAGCGAAGGAGACCCGUGCGACUCAUCUGGGACAUAUGAUCCCAGCUCUUCGUCAACCUACGAAUUCGUCUCGUCUGACUUUAACAUCACUUAUGUUGACGGUAGCGGUGCUACCGGAGAUUAUGUCAAAGAUAACUUAACCAUCGGCGGAACAACAAUUUCGUCCUUUCAGUUUGGAGUAGGAUUUACGUCGUCGUCAAGUGCGGGUGUUCUUGGAAUCGGUUAUACUGCGGACGAAGUUCAAGUCAAUUAUGCUGAACAAACACCCUAUGCGAACCUUCCAGAAGCGCUGGUCAAUAAUGGUGUCAUCAACUCAGUCGCUUAUAGCUUGUGGCUCAAUGAUCUGGACUCGAAUACUGGCUCCAUCCUCUUUGGAGGGGUUGACUCUGGAAAAUACACUGGCACUCUCGAGACAUUGCCUAUUCAGACCAUCUACGGCGAAUAUGCGGAAUUUCUCAUUAUUUUAACUGAAAUUACGUUAAGUAACAGUACCACCACCGCGUCCUACAGUUCCGGUUCGCUUCCAGCGGCAGUUCUGCUGGAUUCUGGAAGCAGUCUAACCUACCUUCCGGACUAUAUUGUUGAGGGUCUCUACAAUGAUCUUGGAGUGGUAUAUGAAGAAUCGACAGAAGCGGGGUACAUACCUUGCAGUAUGAUGAACAAGGAUAUCAACAUCACAUACACAUUUUCAAGCCCCGCGAUCCCGGUCAGCAUUAGUGAGUUGGUUCUCGAAGACGGAACCGGUCUGACAUUCGACGACGGCACCGCUGCAUGUGUCUUCGGCAUUGCACCAGCCGGUGAUUCAACCCCCAUCCUUGGAGACACGUUUCUCCGAAGCGCAUACGUCGUGUACGACUUGACGAAUAAUGAAAUAUCCUUAGCACCAACAAAAUUCAACUCCGAUGAGACGAAUGUCCUCGAGAUCACGAACGGCACCGCGGGUGUGCCUGGGGCUACUGCUGUUUCCAACCCUGUCACUACCGUCGCCACCGGCCAGGGAGUGGGUUGGACGGUAACAACAGCGACGAAGGCCGCGAGUGUUUCCAGCAAGGGCGCGGCAAAUAGUAUGGCAACCAGCCUACCUAAUCAUCUAGCUCUUGGUGCUGCAGGGGCAGGUAUCCUGCUGGCACUGUAG
Messenger RNA from Talaromyces atroroseus, 1443 nucleotides. RefSeq names its product putative aspartic-type endopeptidase opsB. Gene Ontology annotation, molecular function: aspartic-type endopeptidase activity. Lineage: Eukaryota; Fungi; Ascomycota; Eurotiomycetes; Eurotiales; Trichocomaceae. Gene Ontology annotation, biological process: proteolysis. Bases 1 to 1443 code for a protein of 480 amino acids. The transcript has 3 exons. The record is from RefSeq and is a predicted model, not a curated record.